Molecule: messenger RNA, 143 nt
Organism: Entrophospora candida
Lineage: Eukaryota; Fungi; Glomeromycota; Glomeromycetes; Entrophosporales; Entrophosporaceae
Source: the annotation of a GenBank genome assembly
AUGAGAGGGGACCCGGAAGCUUUAGAUCCCAAAAACGCAAGAGUAAAGUUGAUAGUAGGGAUACGAAUAUCAUUACUAAAAAUACAAAAAUCUUGCUUUAUUAAAGAUAUUAAAGAUAUUUAUUAUCAAUUAGCCAAUAAGAU